This is a messenger RNA of Zea mays, 318 nucleotides long. The record is from the annotation of a RefSeq genome assembly. Lineage: Eukaryota; Viridiplantae; Streptophyta; Magnoliopsida; Poales; Poaceae.
AUGAGGCCGCUUUUAGCCUCCUUACAUCCGAUUGGUCUUGAACUUGAUCAAUGCAAGCAAGAAAUAGUGCCGUACUUGAAAGUGCUUACAGCUAGUGAUGCUAGAGGAUCCAGGGAAUGGCCUUUCUUUCGUAUUCUACUCAGGAAGCUGGUCUGGCGUAUCGGAAAACAGACUUGGCUACUGGAUGCCUAUAUAGAUAAGGGAAUCCACUUGAUAGAAAUGAUUUGGUUAUCCAACCCGGCCCGCAUAUUGAAUGAUGAAGUCUUGGGAAGAAAAGAAAUAAUUCCACUCUCUACUCGGAUCUGGAGAUUGGCCUAA